AUGGCUCCUGAAAGAAGAAACACCUUUCCUCUCAAGUUCAAAGCACCUAAGGUGGAUAGUCUGCAAGAAUUGAGUACAAGCCUAACAACUUUCAAGGUAAUGAGGUUUAAUGUAUCUUAUGGGAGAAUACUUCCCUUGUUUGAUGUGGAUGUAGAUAUGGCGGCGUUAACUGCUUUGGUUCAGUACUAUGAUCCUCCUCUCAGAUGCUUGACCUUUCAAGACUUCCAAUUAGCUCAAACUAUUGAAGAAUAUGAAAGGAUCUUAAAUCAUUAUGUGAAAGAUCAUGAUCCAUUUGUAAAGUUGGGUGAAAAGAUAGAUCCUAAAGAAAUAGCAGAGGCAUUAUAUCUUGAAGAAGAUGAAGUGACACCGUACCUAAAACCAAGAGGAGAAGUCAAAGGCUUCACAAGAAAAUUCCUGGAAAAUAAGGCUAGAGAUUUGGAGAAGGCAGAGAAUUGGGAAGCAUUCAGUGCUGUCUUGGCAUUACUCAUCUAUGGAAUUGUCCUUUUUCCUAAUGAAGAGGAUUUCGUAGAUCUACCUGUUGUUGGUGUGUUCUUGGCUAAAACAGCGGUCCCCACUCUUUUAGCUGAUGUGUAUUACCAUCUCAACGUGAGACAUGAGAAGAAGAAAGGAAUAGUUCUUUGUUGUGCUCCCCUGCUCUACAUUUGGCUCAGAGAACACAUGCCUCGACAAGGUGAAUGGAUUGAAAUACUGAAUAAUCUCAAAUGGUCUCAAAAGUUAGCUUCACUCACUGCUAAUGCUAUGUUUUGGUACACCCAUGAUUGGGCGGUAGACAGUCUCAUUCACCAUUGUGGCAAUUUCCCUAAUGUUCCACUAAUAGGCUCUCGAGGUUGCAUCAAUUACAAUCCUGAACUAGCUCUGAGACAACACGAAUAUUCCAUGAAGAAGGAGCCUGAAACAGGAUUAUUGAAAGAAUUCAUUAUAACAGAUAUGGGAGCUAGUGACCCAAGUAUGUUGAAGAGAGUAAAAAGGGCAUGGAGUCGAAUUCAUAGGAAAGGGAAAGAAUUUGGGAAGAGAACACUCAUGGUUGAAGAACCCUAA
This is a messenger RNA of Vicia villosa (hairy vetch), 1059 nucleotides long. RefSeq lists its product as uncharacterized. Bases 1 to 1059 code for a protein of 352 amino acids. Lineage: Eukaryota; Viridiplantae; Streptophyta; Magnoliopsida; Fabales; Fabaceae. The transcript has a single exon. The record is from RefSeq and is a predicted model, not a curated record.